AUGACAUCGUUAAACUCGUCCGCUACAGUGCAGUACAUGUCCGUGUUGGAACGCGCCCUCUCCGCUUCCGUGGUCUGCCUGCUCUGCCUCGUGUUCCUCUGGGUGAACCUGAUGAUGCUCUACACUCUCCGUUCCCGCGCCGUGUUCCGUGAGGCGUCCCGUCACGUGCUGCUGUUCCACCUGCUCUUCGCCGACACCCUGCAGAUGGUCCUGACGCAGGUUCUGUUCGUCCUGGCCAACGUGCGGGUGCUCCUGUUCUUCCCCCUGUGCGCCCUGCUGGUGCUGAUGACUCACGCCUCGCACGACUUCUCGCCGCUCAUGCUGGUGCUGAUGUCGCUGGAGCGUUUCGUGGCCGUGUGUCUGCCGCUGCGACACGCCGCCAUAGCCACGCCCCGGAACAGCGUCGGUGCCUGUCUCGCCACCUGGGCCUUCACCUUCAUCAUGAUCCUGGUGCGGCUGGGCUACAUGCUGCCGCCGUCCGCCGUGUCUGCUCUGAACUCACAGAUGACGCGGACGUGUAGCAGUCUGGUUCUCUACCCAACCGCUCAGUCCAGACUGUUUGAUGAGGCGCUGCUCUACUCCCUCUUCCUCGCGGCGUUCCUCUCCAUCGCUGGGUCCUACGCCGCUGUGAUAAGGGCGGCGUGCUCCCUCUCCACUGACCAGGCGUCUGCGCGCAAAGCUCGCACCACUCUCCUGCUGCACCUGUUCCAGCUCAGCCUGAUGGUCGCGUCCACUUUCCACGACUCCCUGAUGAUGGCGCUGUACCGCACUCUGCCGUGGCUCGUCUUUGUAAACAUGCAGACAGUGCUCUACAUUUUUCUCAUCAUUCUGCCCAAGUGUCUGAGCGUCCUCGUGUACGGACUCAGAGACCCGGCGAUCCGUGUGGACCAGUGGAUCAUUCAGUCCAGGUCGGUGUUGGAACGCGCCCUCGCCGGUUUCGUGGUCUGCCUGCUCUGCCUCGUGUUCCUCUGGGUGAACCUGAUGAUGCUCUACACUCUCCGUUCCCGCGCCGUGUUCCGUGAGGCGUCCCGUCACGUGCUGCUGUUCCACCUGCUCUUCGCCGACACCCUGCAGAUGAUCCUGAUGCAGGUUCUGUUCGUCCUGGCCUACGUGCAGCUGCUCCUGUCCCUCCCCCUGUGCGCCCUGCUGGUGCUGAUGACUCACGCCUCGCAUGACUUCUCGCCGCUCAUGCUGGUGCUGAUGUCGCUGGAGCGUUUCGUGGCCGUGUGUCUGCCGCUGCGACACGCCGCCAUAGCCACGCCCCGGAACAGCGUCGGUGCCUGUCUCGCCGCCUGGGCCUUCACCUUCAUCAUGAUCCUGGUGCGGCUGGGCUACAUGCUGCCGCCGUCCGUCCUGUCCGCCCUAAGACCACAGAUGUUGCAGACAUGUAGCAGUCUGGUGCUCUACCCGACCGCUCAGUCCAGACUCUUUGACGAGGCGCUGCUCUACUCCCUCUUCCUCGCGGCGUUCCUCUCCAUCGCUGGAUCCUACGGUGCUGUGAUGAGGGCGGCGCGCUCCCUCUCCACUGACCAGGCGUCUGCGCGCAAAGCUCGCACCACUCUCCUGCUGCACCUGUUCCAGCUCAGCCUGAUGGUCGCGUCCACAGUCCACGACUCCCUGAUGAUGGCGCUGUACCGCACUCUGCCGCGCCUCGUGUUCGCGCGGAUUCAGUCUGUGCUCUACAUUUUUCUCAUCAUUCUGCCCAAGUGUCUGAGCGUCCUCGUGUACGGACUCAGAGACCAGGCGAUCCGUGGCACGCUGAUACUGCACCUCUGCUGCCACAUAGGACUCAAAUAA
This is a messenger RNA of Boleophthalmus pectinirostris (great blue-spotted mudskipper), 1797 nucleotides long. RefSeq lists its product as uncharacterized. Bases 1 to 1797 code for a protein of 598 amino acids. The transcript is spliced from 7 exons. Gene Ontology annotation, cellular component: membrane. NCBI's taxonomy places the organism in Eukaryota, Metazoa, Chordata, Actinopteri, Gobiiformes, Gobiidae. Gene Ontology annotation, biological process: G protein-coupled receptor signaling pathway. Gene Ontology annotation, molecular function: G protein-coupled receptor activity. The record is from RefSeq and is a predicted model, not a curated record.